Messenger RNA from Sphenostylis stenocarpa, 1185 nucleotides. NCBI's taxonomy places the organism in Eukaryota, Viridiplantae, Streptophyta, Magnoliopsida, Fabales, Fabaceae. The record is from the annotation of a GenBank genome assembly.
AUGGCAGUUCACAGUUGCGAUGUUUUACCAAGUAGAAGCAAGAAUUUCACGUGCCCUGUCGCUUCCACUUUCCGUUGGUACAUUAUUAGCAAACGCCAUAUGCCGACAAAAAACGCCCAUGGUGCCCAGAAGCAGGUGUUCAUAUGUGGUUGGUCUCAAUUGGGGAAGGCUGAGGCUGGAUGGCGAUACAAAAUUCCUACCUGUGGUUUCAACUUGCACCAUUUCUAUUCUAUUUCUAAGAUGUUACUGAGAAGUUCCUCCGCACCAAUUCUAACUUCAUUGGUGCUCUAUUCCAAAGACUCCUCCUCCGAACCAGAACACAUUUUUCAGCUACCUAAAACGACAUCAGCUUUAUGUCUAAGCCAAAUCUUGGCAGAGAUAGACCAUAAAAACUCACCUAGUCCUAAGAGAAAAAAUCGUGUGCCUCUUGGUAAUAAUGUUCUCAAAAAUCAACAGUGUAUAAAAAUCAAAGAAAGAGAUGAAGUGAAAAAUUCACAACAAAAGACUUAUAUGAAAUCGCAACUUUCAAUUCAAGAACUGUUUUCAAGUUUGGAUUUAGAUAAGGGAGUCAUGGAUCAUGAAGAGUCUUGUGCGGGAAAGAGAGGUAGUGGCUUGCAGACUUCGGAGAUGGGUAGUGGAAUGGGGAGUGAUGGUGGUUGGAUUUGUGGUGGUUGUAAUGGCAGUGGAAAAGGUUCAAAUGGUGGACAUGGAAGAGGAUGGAGUUUCCAUGAGGGAAAUGAUCGUGGUAGAAAUAGGACAGAUGCUUAUUACCAGAACAUGAUUGAGGCAAACCCCAGUGAUGCUCUUUUGCUGGGAAAUUAUGCUAAGUUUUUGCAAGAGGUUUGUGAAGACUAUCCUAAAGCAAAAGAGUAUCUCGAAAGGGCUAUUUUGGCUAAUCCUGAUGAUGGUCAUAUUCUCUCCCGCUAUGCUGAGUUAAUAUGGCAAACAGAGAAGGAUGCUGAUCGAGCUGAAGGAUAUUUUGAUCAAGCCAUUAGAAGUGACCCAGAUGAUUGCUAUGUGGUAGCUUCAUAUGCUAAAUUCCUUUGGGAUGCCGAAGAAGACGAGGAAGAUAAAGACUGCCAAAGUAAAUCGGAUCACACAUAUCCAACUGAUCUCUUUCAUGAAACUAACCAUUACCUUCAUAUAACUGCAGCCCCAAAAGCCUUACCACUGUUUCUCAGGUGA